Messenger RNA from Trichechus manatus latirostris (Florida manatee), 3824 nucleotides. It is a transcript of the gene CCNJ, whose product is annotated as cyclin J. Gene Ontology annotation, cellular component: nucleus; cytoplasm; cyclin-dependent protein kinase holoenzyme complex. Bases 512 to 1663 code for a protein of 383 amino acids. Lineage: Eukaryota; Metazoa; Chordata; Mammalia; Sirenia; Trichechidae. The record is from RefSeq and is a predicted model, not a curated record. Gene Ontology annotation, biological process: mitotic cell cycle phase transition; regulation of cyclin-dependent protein serine/threonine kinase activity. The transcript has 5 exons. Gene Ontology annotation, molecular function: cyclin-dependent protein serine/threonine kinase regulator activity.
GGAGCGGGCGCCUAGCCGUCUGCCGCGGGGACCCGGCGCCAGGCGACGUUCGCUGCUAGUUUUCUUAAUGGGGACUUUUCACCUCGGAGGGGCUGUGACUAGUGUCAAGUCUCCCCAUUCCCUCAGGGCCGACGGGGGAGUUCGAACCUAGGACGCGGGAUGCACGAAGCCCUCCAGCUUUCCCGAGCAUGCACCCAGGUCCGCGCCUUGGGAACUCGGAGCGAGUUGCCCCCCUUUUGCCCAACACCCAGUGCGGUAGUUCUCAAAAUAAACCCGCUCCUCCUUAGGGGGUAGACCAGGCCUUCGUGUGGGUUAGGAAAUUGGUUUGGAUCUGUGCUGGUUUUCGGAUGAGUCAGGUGAGGAUGAAGAAACAGCCCCCAGGGUGGCCUGAAGUCACACCCCUCGGGGAGUGGGCACGGAGGUCGUGGUGGUAGAAGCUGGCAGUGACCUCGUCUGGGUGUGCCUUCCAGACUGAAACAGUCGCGUCUGGUUCGGCGCGCCGCCUGAGCCCAUGGAGCUGGAGAAGCAGUGGUGGCGAGGACAGCUGGCUGCCGAUAUUCAUCAAGCGCUUCGGUACAAGGAGCUGAAGUUGCCCUCCUACAAAGGCCAGUCCCCUCAGCUAAGUCUCAGACGGUAUUUUGCUGACCUGAUUGCCAUUGUUAGCAAUCGCUUCACUCUCUGCCCUUCAGCCCGACAUCUUGCUGUCUAUUUGCUAGACCUGUUUAUGGAUCGCUAUGACAUCUCUAUCCAGCAGCUGCAUUUAGUUGCACUUUCCUGUCUUCUUCUAGCAAGUAAAUUUGAAGAAAAAGAAGACAGUGUGCCUAAGCUGGAGCAGCUCAACAGUUUGGGUUGUAUGACUAAUAUGAAUCUAGUAUUAACAAAACAAAAUUUGCUCCAUAUGGAGCUAUUAUUAUUAGAAACCUUUCAGUGGAACCUCUGCCUUCCAACAGCUGCCCAUUUCAUUGAGUAUUACCUGUCCGAAGCAGUACAUGAAACAGACCUUCAUGAUGGCUGGCCAAUGAUUUGCUUGGAAAAAACUAAACUGUACAUGGCCAAAUACGCAGAUUACUUUCUGGAAGUAUCUUUGCAAGAUUAUGCCUUUCUAAAUUAUGCACCUUCUUUAGUAGCUGCUGCAUGUGUGGCUUCUUCAAGGAUUAUACUUCGUCUUUCUCCAACGUGGCCUACUAGACUGCAUCGUCUUACUGCUUACUCCUGGGAUUUCCUAGUGCAGUGUAUUGAACGGCUGUUGAUUGCUCAUGAUAAUGAUGUGAAAGAAGCAAACAAACAGAGAGGGCAGGCAGGACCUCAAUCAGCACAAUUAAGUGUGUUUCAGACAACCUCCCAGCCCUCACGACCAGUUCACUUUCAGCAACCCCAGUAUCUCCAUCAGACGCAUCAGACUUCACUGCAGUAUCGCCAUCCUGUAUCGGAACAACCAAGCUGUCAACAGAUUGUAUCUACCACACACACCUCAUCUUACACAUUACAGACAUGUCCUGCUGGCUUCCAAACUAGUGUUCAGGGCCUUGGGCACGUGCAGACUGGUGUUGGGAUGUCACUAGCAAUACCAGUAGAAGUUAAGCCCUGUUUGAGUGUUUCUUAUAAUCGGAGUUACCAGAUAAAUGAACAUUAUCCUUGCAUUACUCCAUGCUUUGAAAGGUGACUAUGUGUGAAGGUAAUACCUGACCCAGACUAUUUUGUGACUUGAUGCUCUGGGGCAAGAUUUUUUUAAACUUCUCUUCAAAAGGAAAGGGAGUGAAAUGGCAUCAGCACACUUCAGAUACCAGCUCCAAGGAGACUGCAUAUCCCUUUCGGUGCACCAUGACCACCUGGGAGGACUCAGCAAACUCUGCAAACACUUUAAUACUGUGUAUAUCAAAUCUUGUUACAAAUCCCUGUGUGAAAAGAUUUUCAAGCCCUGGCUGGUGGUCCAAAUAUUUCAAAAAUAUUCAAUAUAACUGAAAAUUUGGACCAACCUCAAUUCGCCAUAUUGAAAUCUGACCUGUGGUGGUUUCUGUGCCUAAUGGUGGCUUAUAUGUCAAAGACUAAUCUUUAUCUGUGGACGUGCCAUACAGUCUUUUAUGAAGGAAAGUUAACAGUAUUAAUUUUUUAAGAAAUCUCUUUUUCCUGCAGUUUUGAGUUAUAUUUUUGAUUUACAGAUGAACUUUUGACCAAGUUAAAAAUUGUAAUUGCUAUGCUAUACCAACCUGCACAGUAAAAAAAAAAAAGGAAAAAUUUUUAGAUGAUUCUAUAUCACUCCCUAUCAAAAACAGUAUAGGUAUUUGGAUUUAUGUAUUAAAGUUAAGGGUGAAGUAGAUAUCUUAAAAUCAUGGUCAUAUUUUUUUGUUUUUUCCCUAAAUGAUCACCUUCAUAUCUUUGGAUAAAAACACAUUUAACUCAGGGAACUUAUACUACUUGGAAACAGUUAACUGUAAUGCAGCAUGCUUUGGGAAUGUUAGAGUAUGAACUACCUUUAUAACGUAGGCUAAAUACUCAUGCUAAGAUGCGUUUUCAAAUGAGUACAUACACUGUAGCUCAGAAUGAAGUGGUGGUUCCUAUGAUUCAUAAUAUAUAUAUGGGCUUUGCAUUUCUUGGUGCAAUCAGUGGUCUAUACUUAGAUUUGAUAUUACUCUUAAAAAAACGCUUUUUUUCAAGGAAAGGCAUAACUAUAAAUUCACUACUAGAAUAAAGUUCUGUAGGUUUAUUUUGGAGUGGAGCGUGGCCAGGAUAGUUCCCAGGUUGUGCUACAGCAGCACUUUCUUCUGUUAUGUGGAAGACAGGUUUUAAGAGCAACCUUUGAAUCCAGCUUGUCAGUCUAAGCAGGCAAAGGUACUAAUUAGUAAAUUCUGUAGCCACUUUUGUUGGAUUGGCCCCAGAACUGUCCUGGGACAACAUUUCACUUUACUGAUAGUGAGUGAAACAGUAAUAAUAAUCAUUACAGCAAGGGCAAUUUGGGAGUAAAGAGUUUUGGAGAAUAAAUUUAAAAAGUAAAAAAAAAAAAAUCAUUGUAAUAACUGAUAAACGGUAUACAUUGUACUCUUAAUUUGUGGGAGAAGUGAGAUUUGGUGGAGGGAGGCUUUUUUAAAAAAUAGCACUUGAAUAGAAGGGGGUCUGCGUGGCAGAUAUGUGACUGCCACAAUAUGUAUUGAAGACAAACUUAUUAUAAAUAAGUUGUGGGUAUGCAGCAGGAGUCUCAGCAAUCAAGCCCAAUGGCUUUUGUUAGGAAGGGAAGGAGCUCCACACAGUAACAGACUGAUCCAGGGGGCUCCGGUGGAUGAACAUGGGUGAGUGCUUCUGCCAGCAUGAAUUCUUAGAGAAAUAGCCUUUCCUUAAAAUGAAGAUUACUUUUAUAUUUAGAGCACACAGGGCAUGAUGUGGAUUUAUUAGUCUGGUAGAUAAACUUAAAAAAAAAAAACACUCAGGUAAGAGAAGCUCAUAGUAGUUUUCAAGCAUGAAAAUUGUUUUCUGAAAGUAUCACUUUCCCUCUUUACAGAAGGCUGCUAAUUGGAUUUUGGUAGUUCUUACCUUAAAACUUGAAUUAUUUGGGGGAAAGUAGGUUCAAAAGGGAAUCUAUCAUUCACAUUCAGAACCCAGCAACCUGGAUCCAAUUUUCAGUAUUUUAACUACCUCAAUAAUACUAUGAAUGUAAGAUACUGGGAUAGAGAUCCCAACUUGAAACAACAACUGGUGCCUAUGGUAAUUUAAUGUCUUGUCAAAUGCUUUUAUGGAUUUGGUUUAAAUGUCAUUCUUGUUAUAGAAGAAUAUGCCUUUUAAAAAAAAGCUUAUUAACACUUUCCCAAUGUAUAUUUAAAGAUGCUAAAGAA